Messenger RNA from Vairimorpha ceranae, 435 nucleotides. Its product is annotated as transcription factor iws1. Gene Ontology annotation, cellular component: nucleus. Bases 1 to 435 code for a protein of 144 amino acids. The transcript has a single exon. Gene Ontology annotation, biological process: poly(A)+ mRNA export from nucleus. The record is from RefSeq and is a predicted model, not a curated record. Lineage: Eukaryota; Fungi; Microsporidia; Nosematidae.
AUGAAUGAAGAAAUUAUUGAUCCAGCAAGAAAAAUUAAACUAGAAAUGCUUAGUGCAGUAAUACAAGAUAAUAAAAAUAAUGAACAACAUUUACCUGCUACUAAUAAAUUAGAAAAAUUAGAUUUGUUUGUUAAAUCUCUUUUAAAUAAAGAUUUACAAGAGCGAUUGCUUAGUGAGAAUAUUUUGGAUGUAGUGAGGAAGUGGCUUGAGCCACUUCCUGAUAAUUCGUUACCUAACAUAAAAAUUAAAAGAGGUUUACUAGAAGUUUUAAAAAAUCUUCGUAUAAACAAAUAUCUUAUAAUAGACAGUAAAAUUGGAGAAAUUGUUCAUUUUUAUAUGAAGAAUCCCAAAGAAUGUAAAGAAAUAAAAAAUAUCGCUAAAGAAGUUGUUUAUACUUGGCUUAAUAAAGUAAUAAAAGAAGAAGGAGGAUUAUAA